GAGUCGAACAACUCAGUUACUCACUCGGCUACCUUUAGACAACACAUGAUUGCGAUAUUUAAUUUUGUUUGCAUUGCACGGCACUUGUGGGAGGAAUCUCUUCGGAAUAUUGGCAAAAGAUGAAGUUUUAUUAUCGGAAGUGAAACAAACAAAACCAUAAAUGGGUUUCUAUAGUUUUCUUUGGAAGUGUAUUGUGUUGUUGUGGUGUGCUGUUCAAAAGUUACCUCCGAAACCAGUUCAACAAUUCACACCUGAAAUAAAAAAUUCAACUCAGUCGCUACACUUGAAGAGUGUUCAUCGAUAUAUGAAUGUAUCGGUUGAUCCAUGUGAGAAUUUCUAUGAUUUUGCUUGUGGAAAGUGGAAAACAUAUUAUCCAGCAAAUCAAACUGUAAAACACACCACACGUCUUUUCGAUGAACUUAACAAAGAUUUCGAUAGAAAACUUACGGAGAUUCUCAAAAAGCAAGAUGUGACAGACAACGACUCGGAACGCAAAGUUAAAACAUUUUAUUUCUCAUGUUUGAAUCCAGAAGGUGGAACGAAAUUUUAUAUCAAGGAAAAAUUUAAACAAAUUGCAAGUGAAUUUGAUCUAUAUCCCUCGGUGCAAAUUUUUCAAGGCCAUAGAAGGGAGCAAGCAUUUGAUUGGUUGGAGACGGUUGCCCAAAUUUCCCACAAAUAUGGCCUCAAUAUUAUUUUUGGCUAUUCUAUCAAACCCGAUGCCAAAGAUAACACCGCACACAAUUUAAUUUUAGGUAGUCCACAUUUCGCACCACACUAUCAACGUCUGAGGCAUGAAUACGAAACCAUUCUUGGCUAUCUAAACCUUAAUGCAGCGACAGCUAAUGUCAUUGCCUGGGAACUUGUUGAUUUUGAGUCGGCGUUGCUGCAAGCCAAUCGCUAUGGCACCAAAAGUCCACUUAACGACUCGAUCGACAGCAUUCACAAGGAAUAUUUCCCCCACGUGGAUAUAAAAAAGUUCUUAAAUAUUUCACUUGGCUAUGUGCCAGUGGGAGUUGUGUGGCUUGAGAAUCCAGGAUAUUUGGAAAAUCUUAUUAAAACUUUGAAAUGGACACCCAAAAAGUUGCUGAUCAAUUAUAUCGUUACAAAAUUACUUCAUCACUUCUGGACUGAUUUGCCGCUCCAAUUCUUUGAGCAAAUGGAUGUGUGUCUUAAGAUAACUAAAGAAAAAUUCCCACACAUUUUAAGUCAAAUGUUUUUCAAGUCCAACAAAGCCCUAAACGAAAGAAUUUAUGCCAUUGAAACAUUGUGGUCGCAGAUAACAUCAACUUUGCGCACGAUAUUUGAUUCCAAAAGACCACUUUGGUUUGACAAAUUCACCCGGCAAAUGGCUAGAGAAAAGCUGAACUCUAUGACCCUGCAUGUGGCAACAUAUCAAGAUUACGAUUUUGACCAAGAAUAUCGUUGGUUGUGGUUUACCCCAAACGAUUACAUCGAGAACUUAAGAAGUCUCAGUGGUUUUGAAGCUUUCACGAGGCGUCAUUCGCUAUACCAAAAGCCUCAACAUGAACACAUUUCAUUGGAUCUAAAGACACCGGUUUAUGUAAUAUCUUCCAAUUCAAUUGUCGUACCAGUUUCGAUUCUCAAUUCCAAUUUCCUGUGGUCAACUUCCAAUCUAAAUUUAAUGAACGUGGCCCAUUUGGGAUUUUGUUUAGCUCACGAAAUAAUGCAUGCCUUUAGUGGUGCGGGUCGGAACUACAAUCCGUUGGGUAAUUUUUACAAGUACUGGAAUAAACAUGCUGAACAUGAAUACACCAAGCUAGAGGCUUGUUUUGCCGAUCAGUAUGGAAAUCUCACAGAGAAUGCAAAAUAUCUGCCCAAGCUACACAGACAAGUUCACAAACAGGACGAGAACAUGGCAGACAAUGCGGGCAUUGUGCUGGCCUAUGAGACUUUCAAACAAUCCCACAAAUAUGAAUUGGACACCACCUUAACUUAUACUUAUGAUCAAUUAUUUUUCAUCACCUAUGCCCAAUUGUGGUGCUCCGAUACUUGGCGAAAGGAAACGAUGCAAAACUUUCUGCCUAUGGGGCGUCAUGCUCACAAUGAAUUGCGUGUCUUAGUGCCGCUGAAAAAUUUUGAUCAAUUUUCCAGCACAUUUAAAUGUCCCAAAGGUAGCCCUAUGAACCCUAAUCAUAAGUGUAAGUUUUUUCAUUGAGAUCUCCUUUAAAUAAAAUAACUCGUUUUAAUGUAUUAUA
Molecule: messenger RNA, 2216 nt
Organism: Musca domestica (house fly)
Lineage: Eukaryota; Metazoa; Arthropoda; Insecta; Diptera; Muscidae
Product: membrane metallo-endopeptidase-like 1
Exons: 1
Coding region: 161-2176 (671 amino acids)
Biological process (GO): protein processing
Cellular component (GO): plasma membrane
Molecular function (GO): metalloendopeptidase activity
Source: RefSeq, a predicted model, not a curated record